Aureobasidium pullulans EXF-150 is the source of this 2683-nucleotide messenger RNA. RefSeq lists its product as uncharacterized. Gene Ontology annotation, biological process: replication-born double-strand break repair via sister chromatid exchange; mitotic sister chromatid cohesion; synaptonemal complex assembly. Gene Ontology annotation, molecular function: chromatin binding; protein binding. The transcript has 5 exons. The record is from RefSeq and is a predicted model, not a curated record. Gene Ontology annotation, cellular component: synaptonemal complex; cohesin complex. The coding region runs from base 279 to 2471 and encodes 730 amino acids. NCBI's taxonomy places the organism in Eukaryota, Fungi, Ascomycota, Dothideomycetes, Dothideales, Saccotheciaceae.
AUGUAGUGCCAGCAUCAAGAAAAAAAUUCCUCCAUCAACCUCGAGCAUCCUAAUCAAAUCUCUACGCAACCCAUUGUUUCCUCUGCACAUCGACGAGUGCCUUCUUUUCUCAACAUCAUCUUACGCUUCUCGGCAACUCAUCUUUUGACUGUCACCUCAACCCCAACACCUCUGCCAACUCUUCAAUCCAUCAUUGUUUAAUCUGUCCGGCAUCUGUACAUUUCCUAUCCUUCUCUUCAUCCAUCCUCUCUGUGCAUGUCUCCACGCACAUAUUAAUCAUGUUCUACAGUCACGAGGUUCUUACCUCGCGCAAACACGGCGUAGCAACAAUCUGGCUCGUCGCAACUCUAGGCGCCAAAUCCACGCUCAAGAAAGUCGACCGCAAAGAACUUUGUGCCGUCAAUAUUCCCAAGGCAUGUCAGACUAUCGUGUCGCCUGAGGCGCCCAUGGCAUUGAGACUUCAAAGCAAUUUACUAUAUGGAGUUACUCGUGUGUAUGGCGAGCAAUGCAAUUUCGUGCUCAAAGAUGCACAGGUGGAGCAAAACAAGAUCCGCGCUCUGCUGCGCUCGUUACAUGCGGUUCCGAUUGAGCUUGAUGGCAAGCACAAGGCCAAGCCCAAUCAACUCGUCCUCGAUGACGACCCCAACUUCAUCCCCGAGCUCGCAUGGGGUAUCGACUUCGAUCCGUUUCGCGAUGACUUUGGCUUCACCAGCGGCGAUGGCUCGUCUCAAAGAUCGAGUCUUCUAUCACCACAUGCCGCAAUCUCCAGCGCUCUGGGCUCUGAACAUAUGGACCCGAAUCUGGAUAUCAUCAUUCCUCCUUCAGCAUCCUCGUACUCAGCUGGUGGAGGCGGCCUUGGUUUUGGCCUUGGCGGCGGCAGUGUGGUCAGCUCUGAUCACAAUAGAGGAGCCAACCCUUCUCUCUACGGAGCACAAGAACAAAGGCUACUCGACGAUAUCGGUGUUGACUUUGAUGGUGACGGCAACCUGAUUGAGCCUGCAGAUGACCAGGCAGAGCCAGACAUCGGAAGAGCAGCUUCGGUGCACACUCCUGCUCCUAACAUGCGUCAAGGCGCACUUCCGGACACCGAUGGUGAUCGUGAUGUGGUCAUGUACGACGACGACCCACUUCCUGCUUUCCACCAAGAUGAUGUCGACAUGGCUGAUGUCGAGCCCUUCACUCCCCGUACCGCCGCUCAACAGGCCGACCUCGAUCACCCAGCUGCUGUGGAAGGAGAUGAAGCACACAGCCAAACUUCAGCAACUUCAGCAUCCGCCCCAGCCGUCCGCGUCCGCAUCCCAAAGCCUUUACCUCAAGAUCAAGAACUCGAACUCCACAAUUCUGACCUCCAAGACUGGGACCGUGAAUAUCUCGAGAACCAGGCAAGAGCUUCACAACACAAGUUGCAGAACAAGAUUGGUACCUUGGCUCGUAAGAAUGCAGACUUCUGGGUGUUGCAGAACGGUAUCGGCGGACUUGGUAUGGCGUACCUAGGAGCUGAAGACCACAUGCCAGAGCCAUUGAGGAUGUUCAGCGGAAGCGCGUUGCUCGAAGCUUUGACCGGUAUCCAGUUGACCGUGGCAGGAACCAAGCAUGCCAGAGACGAUCAAGGAGAAGACGAAGAGGGUAGAAGAGUCAGAGCUCGCAGCGACGAGGAUGAAGUCGGCAGAGGUGCUGAUGCCAACGAUAUGGCCAACUUCGACGCUGGCUUCGGCGACAACACAACCGACAACUCCAUCGAGCAAGGUCGUGAGGGUCAGACUCCAUUGGCGGACCGUCACUCCUCAGCCCACGCCGCACUGCCUUGGAACCGUUCAAUGCCUGCAUCGCGUGGAUCAUCCAACGCCUACAACCCACCUUUCCCUUUGCUCCCAACCGCAGCCAGCAGUUCAGUCGCAGGCGGAGGCUUCAUGGUCCCAUCCUCCCACAACCGCCGUGGGGUAUCUGCCUCUCCCCUCGUCGGCCGUGGAGUCCACCCAACAACCAACGUAGACGACUUAGCUUUCAUGCAAAGCGACGACAACGCCCACUUCGCCGAAGCCUUCAACCCGGGCAACGACGACAACAUCGACCCAGAACUCCCCCACCCCUCCAUGGCAACAGAUUACUCCCUCUUCGGUCCCGCCGCGGCCGUCUCUACCCAAACCGCAGGAACAUCACAAUGGCUCUCCGCAGCUUUAUCCUCCGAAUCCCUCAACUUCCUCGCUUUCGUAAAAGCCGGCAUCGCACAGGUGCAGGCGGAAGCAGAAACCACUGUCGAGGCUAUAGCUUCUGUUCUUGAUGUUGAAGCUGCCACUUCUUCUGAUGCCAGCGAUACAGUUGUGGAGUUUGAGGUCUUGUUAACGCCAAGGGGGAACACGACGGUGGUGGCCGCGCAAGGGUUUUUGCAUGUGUUGACGUUGGUUACGAGGAAUUUGUUGGCGGCUGAUCAGGUCGAGGCGUAUGGGGCUAUUGAGUUGAGAGCUUUGUGAGCUCUUUUGAGGAUGAUUAUCGAAGAUGGAGAGAGUUCAUGAUCUGAGAUGGGUGUUAUUGUUGCUACAUUGUUAGAGAGGAGGUGAUGGAGGAGGACUUUGCUAUACUUGCUGGAAUCUGCUGUUGUUACGGGGCACUUGCUGCUAGCUGCUGUUAUGUUAGCUGAUGACUUUGCUGUACUGAACUAGAAAAAGAAUAUCAUGGGUGAAGG